GACUCUUUUUCGUAGAAACUAAUAUUAGCUGUGGCCUAAGAAUAGGAGCGACUUCCUGUUCUUAGGCAAAUUCAGCUUCGAUUAUGGAGGAUAUGUGGACAAUGUUCUGUGGUGAAUCUGGUUUUUCACUAUCUGAAUUUCUGAGCCAUCCUUCAUCAUGCACAAGCCAGGCUUUGAUAAUCUGUUUCAAUGUUGUGCUUUUGGUCAUGCUGUUGUUCACCAUAAUCCACAAAUCAUCCUCAAAAUCUGUUCAAAUCCCACCUCGGUUUCAAGGUUGUUCUACUUUACAAGUAGUUUCCGCCGUCGUAAACGGCUGUCUCGGGAUUGUGUACUUGUUCCAAGGAAUCUGGAUUUUGGAAGAGAAGCUGAGGAAAUCCCACACAGCUUUGCCGUUAAACUGGUGGCUGCUGACACUGUUUCAAGGCUUCACUUGGUCGUUUGUGGGCUUAACCGUGAGUAUUAAGGCAAAGCAGCUUCCGAGAGUGUCGGUCCUGCUGUUGUCCAUUCUUGCAGCCUUGUUUGCUGGAUUUGUCUGUGUUCUGUCUUUGUUCGCCGCGAUUUUGAGCAAACAAGUAACAAUAAAGAUAGCUCUAGAUGUUUUAUCUCUACCAGGGGCCAUCUUGUUACUCUUAUGUGCUUACAAGGAUUCUAAACAUGUAGAGACUGGUGAUGAGAAUACGGGCCACAAUGGUCUUUACACGCCUUUGAAUGGCCAGGCUAAUGGCCACGACGAUAAAAGCGAUUUCGUUACCCCGUUUGCCAAAGCUGGAUCUUUGAACAAACUGUCAUUUUGGUGGUUGAAUCCGUUGAUGAAAAGAGGUAGCGAGAAAACACUCGAGGAUGAAGAUAUCCCGAGGCUGCGCGAAGCGGAUAGAGCAGAAAGUUGUUACACGACGUUUUUGGAGCUGUUGGAGAAACAGAAACAAAAGGAUCCUUCUUCUCAGCCAUCAAUGUUGAAGUCAAUAAUUUUGUGCCACUGGAAAGAUAUUUUCUUAUCCGGGUUCUUUGCUUUACUAAAGGUUUUGACUCUCUCUGCUGGUCCUUUGCUCCUUAAUGCCUUCAUUUUGGUUGCUGAGGGGAAGCAGAGUUUUAAGUAUGAAGGUUAUGUAUUGGCCAUUGCACUUUUCUUCGCGAAAAACCUCGAAUCCAUAGCACAGAGACAGUGGUACUUCAGAAGCAGACUUAUUGGUCUGAAAGUUCGGUCUUUGCUCACUGCAGCCAUUUACAAGAAGCAAUUGAGAUUGUCUAAUGCUGCUAAGUUGAACCACUCUAGUGGAGAGAUAAUGAAUUAUGUUACUGUGGAUGCCUAUAGAAUUGGAGAAUUCCCAUUUUGGUUCCAUCAAACUUGGACGACUAGCCUUCAACUCUGCAUUGCGUUGGUAAUUCUUUUCCAUGCGGUCGGACUGGCCACAAUAGCAGCCUUGGUGGCGAUACUCCUAACGGUGCUUAGCAACACUCCGCUCGCUAAGUUGCAGCACAAGUUUCAGACUAAGCUUAUGACGGCACAAGAUGAAAGACUAAAGGCUACGGCAGAGGCUCUUGUGAACAUGAAGGUACUUAAGUUAUACGCGUGGGAAACUCAUUUCAAGAAUGUUAUAGAAACUUUGAGGAAGGUGGAGGAGAAAUGGUUAUCGGCGGUGCAGCUGCGAAAAGCGUAUUAUACCUUCCUCUUCUGGUCAUCACCUGUUUUAAUCUCGGCUGCAACCUUUGGAACAUGCUAUUUUCUCAAAGUUCCUCUUCAUGCCAGUAAUGUCUUCACUUUUGUGGCGACUCUGCGGCUUGUUCAGGACCCCAUUAGAUCUAUACCUGAUGUUAUUGCGGUGGUGAUUCAAGCAAACGUUGCAUUGACACGUAUUGUAAAGUUCCUUGAGGCACCAGAGCUGCAGACUGCAAGAAUCCGUCAAAAGUGCAACCUGCAGAGUUCAAACAAGGCCGUUGUUAUUAAAUCGGCUAAUUUCUCAUGGGAAGAGAAUUUAGCAAAACCAACUUUGAGAAACAUAAACUUAGAGGUUGGCUCCAAAGAAAAAAUCGCUGUAUGCGGAGAAGUUGGCUCGGGGAAAUCAACCCUUCUUGCAGCAAUUCUUCAUGAAGUUCCACUUAUUCAAGGAAAUAUUCAAGUAUAUGGAAAGAUUGCCUAUGUUUCUCAAACAGCAUGGAUUCAGACGGGUACAAUAAAGGACAACAUUUUGUUUGGCUCCCAUAUGGAUGGUCAGAGAUACCGGGAAACGCUCGAGAGAUGUUCACUGGUGAAGGACUUUGAGUUGCUCCCUUAUGGUGACCUGACUGAAAUAGGGGAGCGAGGAGUAAACCUGAGUGGUGGUCAGAAACAGCGAAUCCAACUUGCUCGCGCACUUUAUCAGAAUGCCGAUAUCUAUAUCUUGGAUGAUCCAUUCAGUGCCGUUGAUGCACACACUGCUACCAGCUUAUUUAAUGAAUAUGUUAUGGAAGCUCUUUCGGAGAAGGCUGUCCUGCUUGUGACCCAUCAAGUUGAUUUCCUGCCUGCCUUUGACUGUGUCUUGUUAAUGUCUGAUGGGGAAAUCUUACAAGCAGCUCCCUACCAUCAGUUACUGUCCUCAAGCCAAGAAUUUCAGGACCUCGUGAAUGCACACAAAGAGACUGCUGGUUCCGAAAGACUUGCAAACAUAAGUCCUACUGAGAAACAAGGAACACCUGGUAAAGAGAUUAAGAAGAGCUACGUAGAUAAUCAAUUUAAAGCGCCUAAAGGUGAUCAACUGAUUAAGCAAGAAGAAAGAGAAGUAGGAGACAUCGGGUUCAAGCCUUACAAGCAAUACCUGAAUCAGAACAAAGGCUACUUCUACUUCACCAUAGCCGCUCUGUGUCACCUUAUAUUCGUGAUUGGUCAGAUACUACAGAACUCUUGGAUGGCUGCUAAUGUCGACAACCCUCAUGUCAGCAUGCUGCGAUUGAUCGUGGUUUACUUGGUGAUCGGACUUUCCUCUGUGAUGUUUUUGUUUUUCAGAUCCCUUGGUGUAGUUGUUUUGGGUAUUACAUCAUCGAAGUCUCUGUUCUCGCAACUACUAAAUUCCCUUUUUCGAGCACCCAUGUCGUUCUAUGACUCCACACCUUUGGGAAGGAUACUUAGCCGGGUUUCAGUCGAUCUCAGUAUAGUUGAUCUUGAUAUCCCAUUUAGCUUAAUGUUUGCUCUUGGGGCUUCCACAAAUGCUGUUGCAAAUCUUGGUGUCCUAGCUGUUAUCACCUGGCAAGUCUUGUUUGUCUCAUUACCAACAGUUUAUCUCGCAUUUAGAUUACAGAAAUAUUACUUUAAAACUGCUAAAGAGCUAAUGCGGAUCAACGGUACAACAAAGUCAUUGGUAGCGAACCAUCUUGCCGAGUCUGUGGCGGGAGUGACAACGAUUAGAGCCUUCGAGGAGGAGGAGAGGUUCUUCAUGAAGAACCUAGAACUCAUCGACGUAAAUGCCAGUCCAUUUUUUCACAGUUUUGCAGCAAAUGAAUGGCUAAUCCAACGGUUAGAAACACUCAGUGCAACAGUUCUUGCUUCUGCAGCAUUGUGCAUGGUCCUCCUUCCUCCUGAAACGUUUAGCUCGGGGUUCGUUGGAAUGGCACUUUCUUAUGGCCUUUCAUUGAACAUGUCCCUUGUGUUUUCUAUUCAAAACCAAUGCACUAUAGCAAAUUACAUCAUUUCAGUAGAAAGACUUAACCAAUACAUGUACGUACCAAGUGAAGCACCUGAAGUGAUUGAAGAAAAUCGUCCCCCGGCCAGCUGGCCUAGUGUGGGUAAAGUUGAGAUACGUGAUUUGCAGAUCAGAUAUAGGCCGCAUACGCCGCUCGUUCUUCGGGGGAUCAGUUGCACAUUUGCAGGAGGGCACAAGAUUGGUAUAGUCGGUCGGACUGGCAGUGGGAAGACUACUUUAAUCGGGGCUUUGUUUCGUCUGGUGGAGCCAACCGGAGGGAAGAUCAUCGUAGAUGGCAUUGAUAUCUCCACAGUUGGACUUCAUGAUCUUAGGUCACGUUUUGGAAUCAUACCUCAAGAUCCUACUCUUUUCAAUGGGACUGUGAGAUACAAUUUGGACCCCUUAUCUCAACAUUCCGAUCAAGAAAUAUGGGAGGUUCUUGGAAAGUGUCAGCUUAGAGAAGCUGUUCAGGAGAAGCAAGAGGGAUUAGACUCUUUUGUUGUGGAUGAUGGAUCAAAUUGGAGUAUGGGACAGCGACAAUUGUUCUGUCUGGGAAGAGCUCUUUUGCGGAGAAGUCGGAUAUUGGUGCUUGAUGAAGCAACCGCAUCCAUCGACAAUGCAACCGAUAUGAUUCUGCAGAAAACCAUUAGAACUGAAUUUGCCGAUUGCACUGUUAUCACAGUAGCUCACAGGAUACCUACAGUGAUGGAUUGCACCAUGGUUCUUGCCAUGAGCGAUGGACAAGUAGUAGAGUAUGAUGAACCAAUGACAUUAAUGAAGAGAGAAGAUUCACUUUUCGCGAAGCUGGUGAAGGAAUACUGGUCUCAUUCGCAGUCUGCUGACUCACAUUGAGAAUGAUGCUAACAUCUUCACAGCCUUUUUCCUCACUUGGGUACCAAAUAGAAGUUGGAUCACAAGCCGACUUGCAAUAAAAACGACCAGCAACGAGACUGGUGAAGAGCAUUGGAGUAUCAUAUCCUCCAUUCUCUUGAUGUCUUUGGCUGUAUGAUAAGGCAGUUUCUUAUUUCAAAGGAAACAUUUACCAAGUGUAUCAACUGUAGAAUGCUAAUAUGACAUAAAUAGGUCCCAAUUUUAAUAUGAGGGGAGCAACUAAGUGAAAGCAAAAUUGGUGGAAAACAAUGGAAUAGUUGUAAUAUUCAAGAUUUAAUUAAGUCUUUAAGUCAAUAAUAAAUAAAUUUAAUAAAU
Molecule: messenger RNA, 4859 nt
Organism: Morus notabilis
Lineage: Eukaryota; Viridiplantae; Streptophyta; Magnoliopsida; Rosales; Moraceae
Product: ABC transporter C family member 10
Exons: 12
Coding region: 84-4505 (1473 amino acids)
Biological process (GO): transmembrane transport
Cellular component (GO): plant-type vacuole; vacuolar membrane
Molecular function (GO): ATP binding; ATP hydrolysis activity; ABC-type transporter activity
Source: RefSeq, a predicted model, not a curated record